Messenger RNA from Centruroides sculpturatus (bark scorpion), 629 nucleotides. RefSeq lists its product as uncharacterized. Bases 105 to 497 code for a protein of 130 amino acids. The record is from RefSeq and is a predicted model, not a curated record. The transcript has 6 exons. NCBI's taxonomy places the organism in Eukaryota, Metazoa, Arthropoda, Arachnida, Scorpiones, Buthidae.
UUUUUGUCACAUGACACAUUACGUGUAAGAUUUUCCUAUAAAAUGAAGCGAUUUCAGCUCGUUUGACUAACUAUUUUCUGUUCAAAGCAAAAAACGAAGUCACUAUGAUGAAAGGAAUGUUCUCAACUUUCAUUUUAUCCUUCGUGUUGAUGAUGGUAUGGAGUGUCCGUGCCGAUUCGACCAAUAGACCAUAUUAUAUUGACGAGUACUGCAGUGUAAAUGAUCUCGACUGUUUUGCCAAAUGUUUUAAUAAUACCGUUAGUUCAGAGAAUCUGAACAUCUUUUACAGUUGCCUUCGAAAUCAGACCUCUGCAACAGGAUCAGAAGAAAUACAACAGUUUCUCUGUCAAACUGCCACACAGGAGCAGUUAAACGAAUUUGAUGAUUGUGUACACCAAGAAAUUAUUCAGUCAGUUAUUUUUCUUUUACAAUUUGAGUGUUGCAUCUACCAAAGUUAUUUCCCAGUUUUCAGUUUUAUUUGCAAUAUUAUAGGUUAACAUUUUGGAUUUUUGUUAACUGCAUUUUCAGCGAAAUUUUACGUAUUUUAACGAAAAAUGUAUUAAAUUUCUCUUUAAAUUUAAAUGUAAUUCAAAUAUUUAAAAGAAAAUAAAUUUGGAUUUAAGCAUUAU